Molecule: messenger RNA, 2304 nt
Organism: Trametes versicolor FP-101664 SS1
Lineage: Eukaryota; Fungi; Basidiomycota; Agaricomycetes; Polyporales; Polyporaceae
Exons: 7
Coding region: 1-2304 (767 amino acids)
Source: RefSeq, a predicted model, not a curated record
AUGUAUCGCACAAUCGAUUCCACCCCUCUUGGAGAUGUCCGAUGGCAAUGCUUCACCAUGCAAUAUUCCCAAGACAAUCUUCCCCAGCCAGCAAGCAGCGCACCGACCUGGAUGACAGACAGCCACGAGGUCUGGUACCGAGAUGUCCGCAUGAUCGUGAAGAGCAUGCUCAGCAACCCUGACUUCAAGACGCAGCUGGACUACGCACCCCUCCGGGAGUUCUCCGCCGACGGCAGUCGUCAACUCAGGAACUUUAUGAGUGGCGAGUGGGCGUGGAGACAGGCGGUACGUUGUGCAUAUCGAUCCACAAUGACAAAGACGCUGACCUCCGCCUGCCACCUUCAGGAUAUCCUCGCGAGGAGCCCGGACAAUCACGGAGCGAUGUUCGUUCCCAUAGUGCUUGGUAGCGACAAGACCACCGUGUCGGUUGCCACUGGCCAGAACGACUAUUACCCGCUCUACGUCUCCAUCGGAAAUGUUCACAACACCGUUCGCAGGGCCCACAAGAAUGCAGUCGCGCUCGCCGCAUUUCUCGCGAUCCCCAAGGUAUUGCGAAAAUACAAAGAUGACGCAGUCUUCCGCAAGUUCCGACGACAGCUAUUUCACUCCUCUAUCUCCCGGAUCCUUCGGAGUCUAACAGACUUCAUGGAGCACCCAGAAGUUGUCCUAUGCUCGGACGGCCACUACCGCAAGGCCAUAUACGGCAUCGGGCCUUACAUCGCCGACUAUCCGGAGCAGGCAUUAAUCGCAAGCAUCGUUCAAGGAUGGUGCCCGACAUGCAUCGCAAGGAACAAGGAUCUAGACGAGCCUGACCAGCCUCGCCGAUCGAAGGCGCACACGGAGACCCUGGUCGAGUGGAUUGAGCUCGGGAAGUUGUGGGAUGACUAUGGCAUCGUUGGAGACGUCGUUCCCUUCACGAGUGAUUUCGCUCGCGCCGACAUCCAUGAGCUCAUAGCCCCGGAUAUCCUUCACCAACUUAUCAAGGGAACAUUCAAAGAUCAUCUGGUAGCGUGGGUUGAGAGGUACAUCUACCAUACCUACACCAAAUCUAGAGCAGAUGAGAUUCUGGCAGACGUCGACAGGCGAUUGGCCGUUGUGCCUCCAUUCUCGAGGCUCCGAAGAUUCCGGGAGGGCCGCGGCUUCAAGCAGUGGACCGGGGACGACUCGAAGGCUCUGAUGAAGGUAUAUCUUCCGGCCCUCCACGGUCACAUACCUGCAGAUAUGGUUCGCGCGAUUCGCGCCUUCCUCGAGUUCGCCUACCUCGUCCGCAGGGACGUACACUCCCCACGGACGAUUAAGCAAUUGAAGGACGCUCUUGUGCGGUUUCAUCGCUACCGCGAGGCCUUCCGUAUGCCUGGUGUUCGCGACGAUUUCUCAUUACCUCGCCAGCAUUCUAUGGUCCACUACGAGAAGCGAAUCUGGGACUUCGGCGCUCCUAACGGUCUGUGCUCGUCGAUCACGGAGUCCAAACAUAUCAAGGCGGUCAAAGAGCCCUGGCGUAGAUCGAACCGGUACGAAGCACUGGGUCAAAUGCUGCUCACGAAUCAGCGCAUGGACAAGCUGGCUAUCAGCCGCGUCAUGUUCAACGAUAGGGGGAUGCUGCAGGAGAGCUGCCUCAGAGAGGCUCAGGCGGCUGCUGGUCAGAUACGGGAGAAACUCCACGCUCUGGCGAACGCCCUCAAAGUCCCGAACCUUACCGACCUCAUUCGCCGCUUCCUCUUCCGCCGCCUGAACCCCGAUAGCCCACAGACCGCCGCCGCUGUGCCCUUGGGCGACUGCCCUCCUUUCGACCAGGAUGUUUUCGUUCACCAGUCCGCCGAAGCGAUCUUCUACGCCCCAAGUGAUCCUUCUGGUGUCGGAGGAAUGCGCCGAGAGUUCAUCCGCGCUACUCCGGCAUGGCGAAAGAAGCAUCCAAGGUAUGAUUGUGUUUUUGUUAGCACUGGUAAGGAUCAGCCUGGAAUCCUUGGCAUGGAUAUUGCGCGUGUUCGUAGUUUGAUUUCUUUUAGAUACGAUGGCAGAAGAUACGAAUGUGCUCUGGUACACUGGUACACGCGCAUUGGCAACGCGCCGGACGAGGAUACAGGGAUGUGGAUGGUUAGACCGACCUUUUUGCGAGGUCGUCGUCCAUCCCUAGCUAUCAUCCAUGUCGAGUCAAUAUUUAGGGCAGCUCAUUUGAUAGGAGUUACCAAGGGUCAGCGGAUCGAUCUGGUCGACCUCGAGUACCAUCGUUCUCUUGACGUCUUCAACCGUUUCUACGUUAAUAAGUAUAUUGACCAUCAUGCAUUUGAGUUUCUACAUACCUAG